UAAUGUAAUAUAAUAAUAUAAUACCGGGUCUUACAUUAAUUUUUGCUCCAAAAGACACAUUAGUGCUGAUUGUCUGGCUAGGUCUUAUUUUCCGGGAAACACUGUAUUCCCACCUAUUUGCAGCCUUCUCCCUGUCAUCCCCACCUUUCUCCUUUCUUUCCAUCUCACACCUCUCCCUCCCCACUCCAAUUCAUCCCUCAAACCUCGCCUUGAACACACACUCUCCAUCCAUCCCUCUCCCUCUUCCCUUCCCUUCCAGCAAACUUCUACCAUGGAUUCUGGGCCUCCUUGGGCUGCCAACCCCAUCCCGGAGGGCACCCUCUCUGUCCCCAAUGCCACCACACCCUGGCUGGGCCGGGAUGAGGAGCUGGCCAAGGUGGAGAUCGCGGUCCUGGCCACUGUCCUGGUGCUGGCGACAGGGGGCAACUUGACUGUGCUGCUGAUGUUGGGCCAGCAGGGCCGCAAGCGUGCCCGCAUGCACCUGUUUGUGCUGCACCUGGCCCUGACGGACCUGGGUGUGGCGCUCUUCCAGGUGCUGCCCCAGCUGCUGUGGGACAUCACCUACCGAUUCCAGGGCCCCGACCUCCUCUGCCGGGCCGUCAAGUACCUGCAGGUGCUCAGCAUGUUUGCCUCCACCUACAUGCUGCUAGCCAUGACGCUGGACCGCUACCUGGCCGUGUGUCACCCCCUGCGCAGCCUCCAGCAGCCCAGCCAGUCUACCUACCCACUCAUCGCUGCUCCCUGGCUGCUGGCCGCCAUCCUCAGCCUGCCUCAAGUCUUCAUUUUUUCUUUGCGAGAGGUGAUCCAGGGCUCAGGGGUGCUGGACUGCUGGGCAGACUUUCGCUUCCCUUGGGGACCACGAGCCUACAUCACCUGGACCACCCUGGCCAUCUUUGUUUUGCCUGUGGCCAUGCUCACAGCCUGCUACAGCCUCAUCUGUCAUGAGAUUUGUAAGAACCUAAAAGUUAAGACACACACCUGGAGAGUAGAAGGAGGAGGCUGGAAGACUUGGGACAGGCCCUCGCCUUCUGCCCCAGGCGCAGCCGUGAGGGGCCUGCCAUCCCGGGUCAGCAGUAUCAGCACCAUCUCAAGGGCCAAGAUCCGCACCGUGAAGAUGACCUUUGUCAUUGUGCUGGCCUACAUCGCCUGCUGGGCACCCUUCUUCAGCGUCCAGAUGUGGUCGGUGUGGGACGAGAAUGCCCCUAAUGAAGAUUCAACUAAUGUGGCUUUCACCAUCUCCAUGCUUUUGGGCAACCUCAGCAGCUGCUGCAACCCCUGGAUCUACAUGGGCUUCAACAGCCACUUGUGGCCACGCCCCCUGCGCCACCUGGCCUGCUGUGGGGGUCCUGGGCCUGGGAUGCGCAGGCAGCUCUCCAAUGGCAGCUUCUCCAGCCGCCACACCACGCUGCUGACCCGAUGUAGUGGCCCACCCACCCUCAGCCUCAGCCUCAGCCUCAGCGGGAAGCCUGGGCUGGAAGAAUCACUGAAGGACUCAGAGCAGUGGAAGGAUUGUUUAAUGAAGAAAAGUAAAUGGGUCUGGGGGCUUUGCCUGCUCUGCCCACCUGUCUACUGGAGGGAGAUGCAGGAUUUAGUACAGCACCAGGUAACUAGCAGAAACUCUGUAAAUUCUAUUUCCUCUUCUCCCAUACCACCCCCCUUUAUAGGGUGGUGACAGGGGCAAAGUGUUUUAUAUUCUUAGUGGUCCCACUGGGGGUGAGUGUGAGAAGAAAGAGGGCAGGGAAGGAAGGGAUGAAAUUAGGAGUGGAAGAAGGCUUAGAAGCAUGGGAAGUAGUUGCUCUCCCUCCUCCCCCCAGGGGGUCCAGACUGCUCCUUCCUCUGGGGCUGCAUGGAGGAGACAACCUUUUAGAAAGUAUGAUGAGCUCAUGGCUCCAGAUUUCCUCCAGUCUCUUCAGAGCUUCCACAUAAAUCAUGUGCAUUCUGUGAUCAAGUCAGGAGCCCUGGACUUGAAGCUCGGCUCUGCUUUCAGGUAACUGUUACCUUGGACCAGUCACCUCCCUCUCUGGGCCUCAAUCUCCUCACCUGUAGAACAGAGAUGAUUUCUAAGGUCUUUCCCAGCUCUAAACUUUCAUGACUUUUAUCAAAUGGCAUUAUGAUAGAGAAAUACAAAAGGAACUCUGACCAACAGUCUCUAGAAGAAUCAUUUGGAUUUUCAUGAAAAUGACAUUUAUACUCUUUGACUCAAUUCUGGUGACUGUGGGUCCUGCCAUGGCCAUACUGUCCAUUUUUGCCCUCAAUUCUAUGAUGUUGAUGGCUGGAGAGACAGCAGGGCAGGUAGUCUGGGCUCUGUCCUGAAUUAUCUCCAGUGGGAUUUAUAUCAUGGGGUAGCUUUCCCGCCCUAAUUCUGAUUCUAAUCUUAGAAAUGGCCUUGAUGGUGGAAAGAGCAUCAGCUGAAACAUCAGGAGAACUGGGUCCUAAUUCUGCCACCAUGCCAUCACCGAUGACCAACAUGGGUGAAAUGCUUGCUCUCUCAGUUGUGAGGGUCAAGUAGGACUGCGGAUGUAUAGGUGGUUUGUAAACCCAUAAGCUCUAUACUAAUGUAAGCGAUGGCCAAUCUAAUUAAGAGUUCCUGAAAACAGCUCUAGGAAACAGGUUCAAUUUGCCCUCCUCUCUUAGGGAGGCUUUGAGAAAUUACUAUGACUUUGGGGAUACACGUAUGUAAGACCACUCAGCUCUCAGAAGCCUCCUUAGGUUUCCUAAAAGAAAACAAUGCAGCUGAGUGUUGUGAGUGAGCAAAGCAUCCCAACCCUUCAGUGCUAGAGAACUAGAAGGCGAGACACAGGCUCCUAGUGGGAACAAGUUUCAAGGAAGAGGACCCACAGUCUUUUCACUGUGCUCCAUUGCCCAUGUCUGUACCUGACAUCCAGCCACUUCUUCCCUGUCCAUCUGCCCCAGUGGUGCUGGGCUUAGGAGCCUCCUAUGCCAGCCUGAGCUUUUGAAGUUGUUUGUUCCUCUGCUUACAUGAGCCACCUUCCCCCUUCAGACCACAGUUCCUGACCCUAGUGCCCAUAACAGUUACUAAGUAAAUCUGCUCAUUGUGACGAAUGGGAAAUAAAAGGACACCAGCCUUGUACCCCAGAGGUAUGGGUUUGAGUCCUGAUCUCACCUCUUUUCUACCUGUAUGAACUUGGGCAAGUUGUCCAAUCUCUCUGAGCAACAGUUUCCUCAUUUGUUAAGUAGAAAUAACUAUGCCACUGCGUGGGAGGGAUUUGGAAGACUGUAGACAAUGAAAUACUCUACAGCUGUUAAAGAAGAGAACGAUGGCCUGGCUCUGGCUGCAUCUGGUGUGUGACUUCUAGGGCACUAGGCUCAGGAGACUCUACAGUUCAGAGGGGAAGAGCGGAGACCUGGAAUCAAGACACCUUCCAUGUCUCCUCUUCACCUUCUACAGCAAAUAAUAACACUGUUGUAUUUUCAGUUUUGCAUUGCACAAAGGGGAUUUACUUGUGAACAGCUUCGGAGCCCUCACUGUUCCUUCCACGGAAAGGCUGCAUUUGAUCUCUUUCAGAAAGCUGGUGCUGUCUUAUGAUAAGGCCAGAGGGGAGCAGCCGGAUGCUCCUGAAGGAAAUGGCAGGAUCUUGUCUGGAUCCAUGAAUGACAGCUUUUGCACGAUGUGUAGGAAGCUCUCACAGACAUUCUGGGACAGCACAAGGGCCUUGGGUAGGGUUCGGAGAGAGGGGCUCUUGUGGGAAGCAAGAAGGUUCUGUGCUCCCUGGGUCAAUCUCAUUUCUGACAGCUAACCCCAGGAAGAUAACUCUCUGUGAAAUACAAUACUUCGGUCACUUAGAACCCAUGUGGGAGCAUGGGGUGAGGGGACAGGCAGGGCAGAGGAUGGCAGGAGGAGGUUAACUGGCUGACUGUGGCGAUUUCUCAGAAUUGCUUUUUACAUUGUUUGAUAUAGGCCAGUAAUUUUCCAGAUGACUCUAUCUGUGUUUUGUGUGUAAAUAGGUCUCGUAUUUAUCGAGGGGCUAUUAUAGAUUCAGCCUGGGCUGUGGCAGCUCACUCCUGGGUCAGGAACCCAGAGAUGUGGUUG
Molecule: messenger RNA, 4051 nt
Organism: Rhinolophus ferrumequinum (greater horseshoe bat)
Lineage: Eukaryota; Metazoa; Chordata; Mammalia; Chiroptera; Rhinolophidae
Gene: AVPR1B
Product: arginine vasopressin receptor 1B
Exons: 3
Coding region: 272-1672 (466 amino acids)
Biological process (GO): G protein-coupled receptor signaling pathway; positive regulation of vasoconstriction; regulation of systemic arterial blood pressure by vasopressin
Cellular component (GO): membrane
Molecular function (GO): vasopressin receptor activity; peptide binding
Source: RefSeq, a predicted model, not a curated record